This is a messenger RNA of Cygnus olor (mute swan), 2822 nucleotides long. Its product is annotated as G-protein coupled receptor 35-like. The record is from RefSeq and is a predicted model, not a curated record. Gene Ontology annotation, cellular component: membrane. The transcript has 2 exons. The coding region runs from base 258 to 1205 and encodes 315 amino acids. Gene Ontology annotation, molecular function: chemokine receptor activity. Gene Ontology annotation, biological process: phospholipase C-activating G protein-coupled receptor signaling pathway; positive regulation of Rho protein signal transduction; chemokine-mediated signaling pathway. Lineage: Eukaryota; Metazoa; Chordata; Aves; Anseriformes; Anatidae.
AUGCGAGAGGAACAACAGAGGGCACCAGAGAUUUGACUGUCCCAAAGAGGAGGUAAUAAAUGAAGCACUUUUGGGGAACAAGAGUUCAUUGCUGUGCUUCAGCUCUUCUGAGCUGUUGUCAGCAGCUUCCUGGGUGGCCGUGCCCUGCGCAGAGCAUCAUCCUGAACUCAUAGCCUCGGCAGAUCUCCUGUGCCACUGCAACCUUCCCAAGGACCAAACCCAGCAGGCAGCCCCACAAGAAGCAGGGACAGCCCACCAUGGAGAAAUGCACUGAUAUAAACAGCACGCUGCAGAACGGUAUUUUGCUCUUUCAGCUGAUCGUCUACAUCCCAGUCCUCUCCUUUGGGUUCCUGCUGAACACAGUCGCCUUCUGGGUCUUCUGCUGCAAACUCAAGAGCUGGACUGAGACCAGGGUGUACAUGAUCAACCUCAUGGUCACAGACUGUUUCCUGCUCUUUGCCCUGCCUUUCAUGAUAUAUUUUACCAAGAACAAACAUCCCAUAGACGACUUGUGUUUUGCUGUACAGAUGAUAUAUUUUACAAACAGGCCUAUGAGCAUCUACAUCAUCAUGCUGAUUGCAAUCGAUCGAUACAUUGCAAUCAUAUUCCCUCUAAAAGCAAAAAUUCUUCGAUCCCCACUGAAAUCAGCUUCUGUCUGUGGGUGUCUUUGGAUAAUACAGAUAAUUUAUUCCUACGCCCAGCAAAAAUUUCAAGAAAGUAAAGAAAAGUUUUGCCUUCAGAGACAUUCUACUGAACCUAAGUAUUUAACGUUAUUCUCCAUUUCCUUUGGAUAUUUUAUUCCUCUAGCGAUUAUAAUUUUUUGUUCAGUAAAAGUCAUCAAAUGUCUCAAAAAGAAGAUGGCCAGCAGCUUUCAUGACACAUUGUUAAUCCAGAAAGCACUCCACAUUGUUUCUGUGAAUUUGUGUGUGUUCACCGUAUGUUUUUCACCUAUCUACAUCACACUGCUCCUGCGGUUCAUAGCAGAGGUUGCUAAAGCUUGUUCUCUGCUCUCAAAACUUAGAGUCUCUAUUCAGAUCCUUUCAUGCUUAGCAAAUAUCAACUGCUGCUUGGAUGCAUUUUGCUAUUACUUUGCAGCCAAGGAAUUUAAGGAAUUUUCCUCUCUGCUCCCCACUUGUAUAUUGAAGAGGUCUACGGUGAAUCAAAGCGAAGAGUCACAGCAACCCACCGAGGAAGUUAUGUUAUAAAAAAAGGUUUAGCGCACCAUAAAUGUCAAGAGCCACAGUGCUGCUGAAGUUUUGAGGGAAUGGGGCUACCUACAGUAUUUCCAAUCCUGGGUAUAGGCAUACCUGCAAAAAGGGGGUCUCCUAGUCAAGAGGGAGCUCCACAUGGUAUGGAGAACAGAUGAUAAGGCCAUUGUUUUGGCCACAUGCUUAUUUGUACAUAUCAUGCAGCUAAACAUAAGAAACUUAGCACCUCUACAGCAAUGCAUAAAACCACUUCUACUACUGUAAUUUUUGGUCAUUGAGAAAAAAAAAAAAAAAAGGAAAAGCCACUGUAAUACAAUGUCAAGUCUAAUAUACCUGUGUCACUCACAUCAAAGAAGUUAUCUGUGCAGUGGUAGUUUCCCGCCUAGCUAUAAAAUGUCAAUGCCUACAGCUAUGACCAGGAUGCAACUAUCACUGUGCGUGGGGUAAACCGCAGGAGUCAGGUAAUGGCAUGACACUAUUGUCCUAUUCCUGCUAUGUAACACUUUUAUUAGCUUACAGCAACACCUUGACAUUUGUAAGACAAAAAUCAUUGUGGGUAUAAAUAAAGCUAUUACUGCAAAGUAUUGUGGGCCACAUAACAGACCCUUAGGAGCACAACAUCGCAUGUGUGUAUCAAGUAUAAAGCUGUGAAGACCUCACGUCACUUAAAUGACUUCCAUAAGCCCUGGUGAAGGCUUUCUGCCAUAUUUCAACAGGGUCAAAUCUUUAAUGAGUGUCCUGUCUGGUUAGAGGUGAGCGUAGAAUCAUAGGAUCAUUUACGUAAUGAAAGGGGAAAAGACCAUUAAGACCAUCAAGUCCAACCAUCGUGUAACACUACCAAGUCCACCACUAAACCAUAUCCAUAAGUGCCACAUCCACGUGUCUCUUACAUACCUCCAAGGACGGCGUCUCCCUGGACAGCCCAUUUCAAUGCUUAACCACCAUUUCCAUGAAGAAAUUUUCCUUACGCCCAAUCUAAACCUCUCCUGGUGCAACUUGAGUCUGCUUCCUUGCAUCCUAUCACUUGUCACCUGAGAAAGAGCCUGACAUACACCUCGCUGCAACUCCCUUUCCGGUAGUUAUAGAACGUGAUGAGGUCUCCCCUCAGCCUCCUCUUCACCAGUCUAAACAACCCAAGUUACCCCAGUCACUCCUUCUAUGUCUUGUUUUCUAGUCCCUUCAACAGCUUCACUGCUCCUCUCUGAAGAUGUUCCGGGAGCUCAAUGUCCUUCUUGUCACGAAAGGCCCAGAACGUAACAUAGUUCUCGAGGUCCGAGCUCACCAGUGCCAAGUGCUUUGCUGAACUUUUUGUAAAAUCUAAAGUGCUCCGAGGCUUAUAACUAGGUAGUGUACUUGUUGGUACAAACAGUAAAUAUUCUUUUGCUAGAAGAAAAACAAGACAGAAGUAGUGGAAAAAGUGUGCAAACUGCUCUUACUCUGUAAGUGAUGUCCGCUAAAGUCAGCAAGAGCCCUUUGCAUCAGGCCUUACAGGGAAAGGCGUCCUGACUUCAGCUGUGGAUUUUCUACUUGUUAUCAUAGUUUCAUAUGUUGCUUUAGUAAGUGAGUUGGACCCAGCAAGACCACACAGCCUUUAAACAAAUUUUAAAAUCUCUU